AUGGCUAAGAAAGCUAAAUCUCGAACGAUCGCCGUCCGGCUUAUCUCCAUGGCAAUGACCGGCUACUACAAGACCUUCACAAGACCAAGAGCGAGCCGUCCGCUCAGCAUGCUGAAAUACGACCCCGUGGUCAAGAAACAAGUGUUAUUUUUGGAGGCGAAACGGCGGAAAUAG
Molecule: messenger RNA, 174 nt
Organism: Trichophyton rubrum CBS 118892
Lineage: Eukaryota; Fungi; Ascomycota; Eurotiomycetes; Onygenales; Arthrodermataceae
Product: ribosomal protein L33
Exons: 2
Coding region: 1-174 (57 amino acids)
Biological process (GO): translation
Cellular component (GO): mitochondrion; ribosome
Molecular function (GO): structural constituent of ribosome
Source: RefSeq, a predicted model, not a curated record